Molecule: messenger RNA, 1309 nt
Organism: Saccostrea cuccullata (small rock oyster)
Lineage: Eukaryota; Metazoa; Mollusca; Bivalvia; Ostreida; Ostreidae
Exons: 12
Coding region: 171-1202 (343 amino acids)
Source: RefSeq, a predicted model, not a curated record
UUGUAUUUCAAUAUACACAGUUUUAGAUAUCGAAACGAAGUUUGAAAAGCGUUGUGACACGUGUAUUUGGUCAUUCAUUGUACAUAUAUAAAUAGGUUUCCGAGAAGGUAGAUUGCAAAAUACUUUCGACACAUCACACCUGCAAUCGCUCACCCCAAGACAAUUCCACUAUGGAGAACAAAGGGAGGCAAGAUUAUCUGUCCACACAACAAUGGACUGACAAUGAUACGGGAAAUAACGAAAAGAGACCUAAAGAGAAACAUUGCGAAGAUGAGCAAGGCAAUCCUUCUAGAACGGUGGAUAUUGCAGAUAACUCAGAUAUCAGACGUGAGCAAAAUGGUAAUGAGAUAUCAGGAUGUUACAAAGAUAUGCUACAAAACAAAGAUCUACCUGCAGCUGAGGAUUUUACCGUCAAAGAUGAUAUAGAUUUAUCUGAAGAGGAACACCAACUCAGCAAUGAUGAUAAUCAUGUGAACCCAGAGAUCCUUGAAGAAGAAGAAGAAGAAGAAGAAAUACCAAUUAUGAGACCCAAGAAGGAUUCUACAUUCCUUGAUCAUCGAGUGAGUUGCCAAGAUCUUGGUAAAGGUGAAUACGAGGGAUGGCUCUAUAAAAUGAAUGACAAAAAGGGCUUUCUAUCCGGACAAUGGAAGAAAUAUUGGUGUGUUAUAAAGAAUGGAGGAAUGUACAUUUACAUUAAGAAGGAGGAUACACAAGCAAAAUUAGCACCUUCAUUGUCUGUAUUUGAAGUUUUGUCAAUCCAAGACGUCAGGCUGAAGUACUUUGCGUUCAAAAUCUUCAAUUCUGGAUCAUCGCUUGUUUUUGGAACAGGAAAAGAAAAGGAUAGAAAUGAAUGGAUAAAACAGAUCAGGAUUGCUGCAUAUUCACCUCAAAGAUCAAUGACACUGCGUAAAAGGGAUGCUGUGACAUCUUAUGUAGAAGCUACGGACAAAGCUACAGGGGAUGUUGUGUUAGAAGGUGCACGUAGUAUUAAUUGGACCUUGGACAAUUUCCGUAAGCUAAAAGAGAACUUUGAAGAAGUAAGCACAGAAAUAAGAAGAAAGAAAUAUCAUUUGAAAGAAUUAUUUGAGAAUAAGAUGUCAGAACUUCAGAGCAAGGAGUUAGAACUCAUGAACAUUGAAGACUUGCUUGAAAGUGGAAACAUUGAACUCUUAAGAGAAAAAUUUAAAAAAUGGACCUCUUAAAAGUAAAAAAAAAAGUAUUUUAUGUAUCACAAAUUUUUCAACUGGUAAUUAAAGAGAGAUGAAUCGUUAAUUUUCAGUUUUAUCUGAAUCUUAUUCACAAAACUCAC